GGCAUCUGGCAACAAAGGAACAAGGACGCGUUGGUUUUGGCGCGAAAUAUCUGGCGCGCAAUCAGACAGCUGGCUGGGCAGGGCUCUCGAGGCGCACUCCUGUACGAAUCACUUAUAUUAAUAGAACUGCGGUUUAUUUGAUAAGAUUUCACGCAGUUGAACUCUAUGAAACUCGUUUACUAGUUGACUCACCACUUUGACCAAUCUUGCUACUCAGGAAAGUGUAAAUAUCUUGAGAUAGGACAUGGAGGCGGCCACUGAUCUUGCGGCCGACGUUGGAGGCCCCCAAAGGAAAGAAAUUGGCAACUUCUGGGAUCUUCAUGAACGCCUAGAACAUUCAUGGGCUAACAUUGUGGAGAAAAGAGACAAAGCAGCAAACAAGCAAAACGCAUUAGCACGGCGCACUUCUGAUGCACAGCUGUAUGAGACAGACCCUGAGGUGCUCGGCAGACGUCUCAAGCAAAUAGAGUAUGGCAAGAGUACUGUAGGCUAUGAGCGUUACUGUGCUGCUGUUCCUAGGAAAAAUCGAGCAAAGCACCACCCUCGCACACCAAACCGUUACCUGAAGUUCAGCCGACGGUCAUGGGAUGCCCAGAUUCGCAUUUGGCGCCGGCAAUUGCACAUUUGGGACCCCCCGAAAGAACAGUCAGAGGAUGCGACAGAUGAGAUGCCAAGUAACAGUCCUGAUCUCGGUGAUGCUGACAUUCUUCUUGAUGAAGAUGUUGAAGCCCUCCUGUCUGAACCUGAUUUUUCUACAAAACCAACAGAAGUGGUUAAGAAGCUGGACUUCGAAUAACGCUCUUUUGAAGUAUUUUGUAUUUCACUACAUACAGGGUGUCCCAGCUAUCACGCAGCAUGAUUUUAAAAAAGAGGAAUGGCGUUACGCGAAGCCAAGCUAGUGGGUAUUGUUUCCAGUACAGUGGAGUAGCCGUUACUGAGAUUUAAGUAAUUAAUUACAAUUAAUGAAUUAAAUCUCAGUAACGGCUACUCCACUGUACUGGAAACAAUACGCACUAGGUUUGCUUCGCGUAACGCCGUUCCUUUUUUUUUUUUUUUUUUUUAAUCGUGCUGCGUGAUAGCUCGGAGACCCUGUAUAGACCUGUAUAAGUGGCUCAUUCCUGCUGCAUUAUUGCAUUUUAUCAUUUUACAAGUAUAUUGUCUGAAUAUAUGCUAUGCUUUCAUGUAUGAAAAUUUCUUUUUGGUUGGACAAAUAAACAUGACCGUGCAGUGACAUGGAAUGUUACUCUUGCCUGAACAUACAUUUUGUGCAGCUUGAAUUGCUUUGUUUCUUGCUACUCAUUGGCAUGUUUAACUACCACCACUAAAGGCUCUUCAACAACACCUGGUAUCAGCUAAGCUCAAAUACGUUCAGUUAGAUCCAAAGGUAAGCCUGAAUGGAGCCAUAAAAGCAGUAGUGACUCUGUAAACUACACACUGCCAAAAAAAGUUGUGCUUGGUUCGAUAAUUUUCACUGUACACCUUUUGCUGAACGAGCAGCUGAAACAAUUUUAAUUUGAAUGUGGAUUUGGCAGCUGCACUUUGAUGACAUAACUGCGUGCAUUGAGCUUCUUCAAUGCACCAUAAUGGAACUCGGCCCUUUUAUUCCCCCUGAUUCUCUCUAGAUGUGGUUGAAACUUCCCAAGCUGUUACUAUUUUUUCACUAUCAGUAACUUAAGUGCCUAAAAGUUGAGUCACUUCAGCAUACAUUAAAGAGGAUGAAGGCGAAAGCCUGCAUGCUCACAAGACAUUCAUUAAAUUGCUUGACAUU
Molecule: messenger RNA, 1768 nt
Organism: Dermacentor silvarum
Lineage: Eukaryota; Metazoa; Arthropoda; Arachnida; Ixodida; Ixodidae
Gene: Slbp
Product: histone RNA hairpin-binding protein
Exons: 6
Coding region: 245-796 (183 amino acids)
Biological process (GO): mRNA 3'-end processing by stem-loop binding and cleavage; mRNA transport
Cellular component (GO): histone pre-mRNA 3'end processing complex; cytoplasm
Molecular function (GO): histone pre-mRNA stem-loop binding; mRNA binding
Source: RefSeq, a predicted model, not a curated record